UGGGCAGGUGCAGUGGAGCCUAGCCCGCCUUGCGCCGGUGCCGCGCUCCCCGCCCCACCAUGGGCAACAGCGCGGGCCGCAGCGACUUCGAGUGGGUCUACACCGACCAGCCGCACACGCAGCGGCGCAAGGAGAUGCUCGCCAAGUACCCAGCCAUCAAGGCCCUGAUGCGGCCGGACCCUCACCUCAAGUGGACAGUGCUGGGGAUGGUGCUGGUGCAGCUGCUGGCCUGCUGGCUGGUGCGGGGGCUGGCGUGGCGCUGGCUGCUCUUCUGGGCCUACGCCUUCGGGGGCUGUGUGAACCACUCGCUGACGCUGGCCAUCCACGACAUCUCGCACAACGCCGCCUUCGGCACGGCGCGCGCCUCCCACAACCGCUGGUUCGCCGUCUUUGCCAACCUGCCCAUGGGUGUGCCCUACGCCGCCUCCUUCAAGAAGUACCACGUGGACCACCACCGCUACCUGGGCGGCGACGGGCUGGACGUGGACGUGCCCACGCGCCUCGAGGGCUGGCUCUUCUGCACGCCGGCCCGCAAGCUGCUCUGGCUGGCGCUGCAGCCCUUCUUCUACUCGCUGCGGCCGCUCUGCGUGAACCCCAAGGCCGUGACCCGCAUGGAGGUGCUCAAUGCCCUGGUGCAGCUGGCGGCUGAUGCCACCAUCUUCGCCCUCGGGGGACUCAAGCCCAUGGUCUACCUGCUGGCCAGCUCGCUGCUGGGCCUGGGCCUGCACCCCAUCUCGGGCCACUUUGUGGCGGAGCACUACAUGUUCCUCAAGGGCCACGAGACCUACUCCUACUACGGGCCCCUCAACUGGAUCACCUUCAACGUGGGCUACCACAUGGAGCAUCAUGACUUCCCCAGCAUCCCGGGCUGCAACCUGCCCCUGGUGCGGAAGAUCGCGCCCGAGUACUACGACCACCUGCCGCAGCAUCACUCGUGGGUGAAGGUGCUCUGGGAUUUUGUGUUCGAGGACUCCCUAGGGCCAUACGCCAGGGUGAAGCGGGUGUGCAAGCUGGCAGAGGACCACCUGUGAGCCCGGCCUGCUGGCGCCCGGACUGGACGGACCUGCCACGCCUCGGCCCUCCUGCUGGUGCCUCAGUGCUGAGGUGGGAGCCGGGCCUGCGGCUCGCCCCACCCUGCCCACCUGCUGCAGAGCUGGCUGUCACUGUCCCUUCCUUGGCUAGUGCCCAGAACUGGUUUGGCUGCCUUUGGUUCCCGUACCCUGGGCUGCUGCUCGGGGCCAUGCCUGGCGACAGCGGACACAGACUGCAGCCUGGAGAAGCUGGGUCUGCACUGGACACGCUGCCGACCUGGGGUUGCGCCCUCUGUUUCCGGGCCUCCCAGGGCGAGGCCGGGCCCUGCCCCAGGGGCAUCCUUGGAGCGGAGCUUCCCAUGCCCUCGAAUAAAUCAGCAUUGGUGUGUUUCCACACGCACGGAUUGUUUCCGUGGCUGGUCUUGGCUCCACCUGGGCCUCAGAGAAUGGCCCCCGGCCGGCCCUGGAGGCCUCACCAGCCUCCCCCUCUGGCAGCCCCUGGUCGUACCUCUGCUCCCCACUGCUUGGGCACUGCUUUGCUCACACACUUUGGUGCUUAGGCAGCAUUCCCUGGGGGCCUUGUCAUUGUGGGUGGCCGGCCUCUGGGAGUGCAGACAGCAGAAGGCCCUUGCCUGCCCUGGAGGUUCACGUGGCCCUGAAGCCCCUCAGUACCAGCCCUCCCCUCUCCACCGCCUCCCCUCGGCCCAUGUCGCCGGCUGCUGCCUCACCUUGAGCCCUCACCCCUGCGAGAAGCCUUCCCCGAGCCCCGAGAGUUCAAGCUGGACACCACAGGGUCUGUCUCCUCCACCGCCCUAGAUGUGCGACUUGAGAAGAUUCUCACCGAACAGGCGCCACAGGCCAGACAGACGGUGGGUGGACAGGUGGUUGGACGCACAAGUGGCUGCCCAAGUGAACUACAGCUGGAGGGCAGGAGGCCGAUGGCACAGCUGCAGCCUAGGGAGGCAUCCUUCUCGUCAGCCCCCUGGCCCUAGGGGGCUGCACUAGGGUGGGGUGGGGUCCUGGUCUCCCAGAAGCAGGCAGGCAGGCAGCAGGAAGGGUGCGUGGGUGGGGCUGCCCUGCCCCAGAAGUGUGGGGGCGAGGCCCUGCAGCUCCCACGGCAGCCCCUGCAGCAGCCCCAGGGAAAGGGAGCCCGUGGGUGUGAGGCUGGGAGGCCGAGGACCAUCCCCCCAGGGGUGGGCAGGGUGGGGGCUGUCUUAGCUGACCCAGGAAAGGGAGGGCUGGCAGGAAGGCCCGUUGCAUCCUCUGUCUGCCCAGUGCCUGACACCCGGCAGGCGCUGAGCAAGGACUUCCUGCCCUGGGCUGGGAGUGGCCUCGUGUAGUGCCUGGCGCCCCUGUCUCCGAACGGUCUGACCACUGAGAUGGCCUGGGGAAGAGGUCCCUGGACCCUGGGCUUGCCGUGCAGGGAAGUGAAGUUCAGCCUGGGAAUACUUGAGCCUCGGCAGGCAGCCCCUCCUUGUGCACACAAGCUAACCCAGGCCUUGGGGAGCCCCCCGAGAACCCGCUCCUACCGCAGCUGAGCCCCCGGGCUCUUCUGUGUCCGCCAGGGCGCUUAUCUGCAGACAGGGCAGAGGGGCACAUCCCAGCCUCACCACAAGCCCGGCAGAGUUCUCCUGAGGAGAAGGCUGCCUGGGUAGGGGGAGUGCCUUGUCACCACCUGCCAGCUCCCCCACCCCCAGGCUCUGAGACUACAGGAUUCCUGGACCCUGGGAGGUGGAAGGCAGCAGGAGAGCAGCUCCUGGAGCUGUGGAAUCUGCUGGCUCUGGGUUAACACCGCCACGGGACCUGGGGAAACCAGUGAGAUCUGAGCCUCGGGCUGCUCACUUCCUAGCGGCAGACCAGUCCUUUUCCCGUCUUCUUGGGUUGGUUGGGAGCACUCAAUGAGAUGAACUAUGUCCACAGCUGGGUCAGAAAACAGUAGUGCCCCUGUCAUUAGCCAGAUGGGGCCCAUGCUUCCUCCCUCCCUCCUAUGGCCUCCAGAGGAUGUUUGGGCACACUGUUGUGUCCGCUGUGGCUGUGGGAUGGUCCCAGCAUUUCAAGGCCCACCCACUGGCUGGGGCCUGGCUCCUGGCCCAGGGGUAGCAGUGGCUGAGGCUGAGUCAGACCCUCUCUGGCUGUGAUGGGGAACUUGCACGCUCUGAGAAAUGACUCGGGUGGGCAUUCAGGCGCCCCUGCUGCCCUGGAGACGGGGACCGUGUCCUCCCUGGAGGAUGCAGGAGGAGACUUUGUGGGGCAGAGCGGAAGGCAAAGCCUGCCUUCAUUCCCACCCCACUUGCGGAGCCCGAGAUGCAGCCCCCCAUCUGUGCAGUGGUGGGUGAACAGGCACAUCCUCCCUGCCAGUCAGAACGCACAAGGCGUCCCUUAGAUGUUCCAGGCAUGGGCACCACUCAGGGCCUGUCUCCCUGGGGGAGUCUGUGGGGGUGGCUCCCUGAGGUAGGACCUGAGGCCUUCCCCAGGAGCCCCGGCCGGAAGUGCCUGAGAUGCCCUGCUCACCCUCCCCGCCCCUCCCUGUGUCUGAAUUCCGCCCAGCCACCUGUCCAAGGCCCUAUCUUGCUCCUACUAUUCUCGGCCACCACUGUCGUGGGCCCUUCCUCAGAAAGGGGCCUCCCCCCCCAGGGUCGACCAGGAGCCGGUGUGAGAGAGUGAGAGCUGGAGCCGGGGGUGUGGACAGUAAGCGUUUAUUACGAUGUGGACACAGACACCGCGGGGCGUGGACAGACCCUCACCACCAGGAUGCUGGGGAGGAGCUGAGUGUGGACAGCUCGCCACUGCCAGCCAAGGUGCUAACAGCGUCACCUAGGAGGAAACUGGGAAGCCAUCUAAUGAAGUGUGAUUUGGGGGUGUCUUCUCUAUAAACCAAAAGAAAUGUACACUUAAAUAGGCAAAUAUAAAAUACAAAAAAAGUA
This is a messenger RNA of Equus quagga, 3955 nucleotides long. RefSeq names its product delta 4-desaturase, sphingolipid 2 (gene DEGS2). Gene Ontology annotation, biological process: ceramide biosynthetic process; sphinganine metabolic process. The transcript has 3 exons. Bases 60 to 1031 code for a protein of 323 amino acids. Gene Ontology annotation, cellular component: membrane. The record is from RefSeq and is a predicted model, not a curated record. NCBI's taxonomy places the organism in Eukaryota, Metazoa, Chordata, Mammalia, Perissodactyla, Equidae. Gene Ontology annotation, molecular function: sphingolipid delta-4 desaturase activity.